Molecule: messenger RNA, 3730 nt
Organism: Drosophila innubila
Lineage: Eukaryota; Metazoa; Arthropoda; Insecta; Diptera; Drosophilidae
Gene: Nop17l
Product: protein kintoun
Exons: 5
Coding region: 366-3083 (905 amino acids)
Biological process (GO): axonemal dynein complex assembly
Cellular component (GO): cytoplasm
Source: RefSeq, a predicted model, not a curated record
UUGCCUGGAAAAAAUUGAUCAGCUGAAAAGUUUCUAGAAAUUCUGAAUAAAACGUCAAAGACAGUUGCACAGUAAUAUUGUUAAAAAAAAAUAGUAUUAAAAAUAAUUUGUGCAUUUAAUAAAUAACUCAAGAAUACACACGUACGUAUUUAUAUAUCUUUUGAGAAAAAACUAGAUCAUUACAAUAACAAGCAAACAAACAACGCAAUCACAUAAUCGCAUUUAAUACUGCUACGUGUUCCUAACUAACUAUAAAACAAAUCAAAUAGUGCAACAAGUGUUUUUUAAAUUCAAGUAUUAAGUGAAGUGUACAAGUGUGAGUGAAAGAGAGUGAGCGAGAGUGAUAGUGAGUGAGAAUUUGAGCUAUGUCCGCUUCCACUCGUAAUAAACACUCAAAGUAUGGCAAUCAAAAGGUGGAUAUAGAAAAGGAAGAAUUUGAACGUAUCCGUGAAGCAUUCGGCAAAGAAGAGUUCCGUAAACUAUUCUUUGAUUACGUGGAAGAGAUACAAGAUCCGGAGAAUCGUAAAAUCUACGAGGAGGAAAUCGCGCAGCUAGAAAAGGAGCGCGGUGUUGAUAUAACCUUUAUACAUCCCAAGCCGGGAUUUGUUGUCAAGACGGCAAUUGACGGAGAACUCAAGUGUUUUAUAAACAUUGCCAGUUCCGUGCAAGUGGAACGGCCCAACAAUGAGGUAUCCGUGAAUUCGCAGACCGGAGAACGGGGUCUCAGCUGGUCCAUUCCGAUGGCCCAGACGCCGCCCCGAGAUGAUUUCGAUGCCAAGAACAAACUGUGCAAAGUCUUUGAUGUCGUCUUUCAUCCGGACGCACUGCAUCUGGGCAAGCGUAAUGCACAGUUUAAGCAAUGCCUUUUGGAUACAGCCCUGGAUGGCGUCGAACGGGAAUAUCACGUAAAAUUGGAUAGAGCGAAUCUCAAGUAUCCCAAACUCGACUACAAGGGCAUCGCACGUCCCACUGUGAUACGUAAGCUGGCCAAGAAUGCCACGGAGGAGGAGAAGGAGCCACAUCCCCUGGAGCAUUUGUAUCCCAAGAAGCCGGAAGUCAACGCUGGACAACCAAAAGUGCUGCCCAUAAAGACGAAACCUACGGCAGCUCCAACAUUUACGGUGCCCAAGCACAGCAUCAAGCAUAGUCACUCCGUGGAAAUGUCUGAGUAUACGGAUGAACUGGAUGCCAAGUUGCAGGCGACAGUGCCGAGUGCUCUCAUCGUUGAUAUCGAGCUGCCGUUGCUCAGCUCCACGGCGGACUGUCAACUGGAUGUGACGGAGAAGUCGGUUUAUCUGCUCAGCGAACGGCACGGUGCCAAGUAUCGACUAAAGCUGGAUCUGCCCUAUAAAGUGGAUGACAAGUCGGGCAAUGCUCGCUUCGAUACGGAGCAUCGGCGUCUCUCCAUCACAUUGCCCGUGGUCCGCUCCACGGCUCGACAACAACGUAAAAUGCACGACACGGUGCGUCUGCUCAGCCGGGAAGAUAGCGGCGUGGAACUCAGCUCCCAUAGCGAAUCACCUGGCGAGGAGGAGGAAGCUGACACCGAAGCUGAAGCUGAAAUUGAAGCUAAAGUAGAAGCUAUCGAUGCCAUCGUUGAGCUGACGGAGGAGCAACCAACCAACGAUAAUAAUGCAUUCCCACCCACUGUCAAUGUGACACCCCGCUCGUUCCUAAAACGCCACCUGCAUUAUCAACUGCCAGCGAAGUUCGACUGCAAUGUGCUGGACAAUGUGAUGGCAUUUGUGCUGCAUGUGGCCAAUGUGCAGCCGGAUUCCAUAGAGACGUUGCAGCUGCCCCGCAGUCUGCAUCUGCAGUUUGCCUCAAUGGGCAGUGGUUAUUAUCCCACACAUUAUGCGAUCCUGGUGCAGUUGCCCGUUGAAGCAGAUGCUGAGCUACAAAUCCAACAUGUCGAGGCGGACGCCUCCGAUGAGAAUGUGGUAUUGAAGCUGCAUUUGAGUGAGAACUGUAAGACGAUGCCAACAAGCUAUCUGGCUGGACCCGAUGGCGAUGAUCUCAAGGAGUACACGUUGGGUCAGUACAAUGAUCAGCAGAACAGCGACGAUGAUGAGUCGGAAAAGUCGCUGCAAGUGGACAUGGCACACCAUGAGGUGGAGCAGGCACUGGAGGUGACAAUAGCUCCAGAGUGCAGCAUAGAAGAGGUUAAAACUGAAAAGCAGAAUGAGAAGGAGGAGCAGCUGCAACAGAAGAAGCCAAACAAGAAGCAACGUAAGCGCAACAAACGCUCCCUCUCCGAAUCCGCUUGCGAGGACAUCAAGGCGAAGCAGCAGGAGCAGCUGAAGGAGCAACAGGAGCAGGCGCAACUCACUCCAGAGCAUACUAAGAGCGGUUCACAGCCAAUGGCAACGCUCAAGUUGCCACAGCGCAAGCAGCGCAGUUACUCCGAGAACUGCAACGACAGCAGCAGCGUUCAACGUGGCAUCCUGAAGCGUUUCAGUCGCUAUGGACCACGUCCCUCAAUGUCCGACAGCUGUUCGUCCAUUGAUGACUGCUCCUCAUCCUAUUCCUGCUCGGUGGAUGCGAUUGGCGCUGGUUUCUCCCAAUCAUUUGGCGGCAUACCCGAGGAGCGAGCUGGAGGUGGAGGAGAUGGAGAUGAUGCGGGUCUCUCGGAGAGCUGCAAGAAGACUGUUAGGUUUAAUGAUCACAUUAUGAAGCAAGUGUUUAGACUCGACUCGAGCAUUUUGGGGCAGCGUAAGAAGAAUCAGAAACGUCGCGAUUGCAAAUUGCGUGCCCAACAACGUCGCCUCAGUGAGGGCGACUCGGCGGAUUACGAGGAGACGACGGAACACCACAACAACAAUAACAACAACAAUGUUGGGGGACAGCACAAGACUGCUGGCAAUGCACAGUAUUUCAAGCAGCAUAAUAAUCGUCACGGCAAGGAUAACAAGAAGCAUUCUUUCCAUGAUAGCGGUCUGGACUUGACUGGUGGUACAACCAUUAAGAGCAACAACAACAAUAACAAUUACAACGAAGAGGAAAAUAAACGAAAUGAUGCAGAUGCUAAGAAUUCCAUGAUGUUUGAUAUGGACGAAGAUGAGGAUGAUGAUGAUGUUAUGUAAAUGUUCAGAAUGCUGAAAUCAAAAAGUUUUCGAGGCAUGUUUUCAAUUUUUUGAAACUACUUUUUAUUGUACUAAUUGCUUUUUUUUUUUUGCUAAACAAGUUUUAUAUAAUUAUUAUUAUUGUAAAAAUGUUUUGUUUAUAAGCAAAACACAUGCGCUCAAUUUAACAACCAUAUACAAUUGCAAAUUGUUUAGGUAGAAUCAGGGCAACAACAACAAAAGAAUCAAAAAGCAACAAAAAGCAUAAGCACCUUCAUAUGUAAAUGGUUAUAUACAUACAUUUUAAAUUAUACAUAUAAAAAAUUAAUUGUUAUUUAAUUUGGUUAAACUUAUUGGAAAUUGUUAAAAGCAUCGUUCAUAAAUAACUUUUAGAUUAUUUGUAAAAUGGCACUUCAUUGGAAUAUUAUUAUACACACACAUGCAUACAAAUAUAAUAUAAUUAAUAAAAAAAAAGAAACAAAUCUCUCAACAAAUGUAAGUUAAAUAGUUUCACAAACAAUAUCAAUAGUUAACAAAGCAUACAUAUGUAUAUGCACUUAUAUAUAUUUAUAGUGUUUAAGCUAUAUACAUGAACUGCGCUGCAAAACAAUGAAUGUAGCAAUUUUAACUUUUUUAGUCGAACAAAAAGUUGAAUAUAUAUACAAAAA